AUGGCGCUACGAAAGCUCAUCCACCGAAUAUUUCUUCGCAGACAGGACACAGACGAUGACAUAAUAUCGAAAAAAUCGUUGCAGACGGUGAAGCAGAUCAUCAACUUCCUGAAAGAACAUGCCAGAGAGGAAGGUUUAUUCCGACGUGCAGGCCGUCGUGAUCUCAGAAGAAGGAUCUUAAAUUCUUUGAAGAAAGGAGAGAAACCUCAUUUAGGGAACAAUGACGCGGCUUUGGAAUGCGCAGCAGCGUUACAACUUUUCUUGUGUCAUUUAAAGAAACCCGUCAUGCCCCAGCACGUCCAGCAGCUUCUUCUGGCUGAUAAUCCCGGAGUGACCGCCCACAUGAUUGCCAGAGACGCCCUAGGAUUGAUACGACAGGAUGUUGGUGGUCGUCAUGGAGAGCUAUUGGCUGGUCUUCUUGAUUUACUGAGACACUUGACCCUUUCUGGUCCUCCAUCCGAGAGAUCAGAGCUUCGUGGUUCACCGCUUCCGAUUGCACUGCUUCCAGUCUUCUUCACUUUAACGCCGGCUGAUCUGGUAAAAUGGAAGCAAGUGGCCGCCAGAUUCAGCGAAUUAAUUACCGAGGCCCCUGAGCAACUGCAGCUGAAUGAAAAUCGAUUGUACGAAAUAGAAUCAACGAGGCUAUCCAUUGGGAACGCGGGCAACGUUAGGUUGGAGAGAUAACUGGGAUUCUUGAUGUGCCGUUGCACGGUCCACCGGCGAGUAGACUUCAUCCAGUAAUUUCCAAUUCGAAUUGAAAGCACCUAGUAUUAAGCGGCAUUACAAAUGUAAUUUUUUUUGUACACAUGUAACGAGAUAUUUUAAAUUACCUGCAUUUCCGCCCAUCCCUUCAAUCGCGGAAUUUAAUUCCUUUUUUUUUUCCUAACAUUACAUUUUUUUUUUCAAUAUUUUUCUUCUUUUUUUUUCAUUCUAUUCUUGUCCUCUUUCUUCUUACUUA
Molecule: messenger RNA, 958 nt
Organism: Apis laboriosa (Himalayan honeybee)
Lineage: Eukaryota; Metazoa; Arthropoda; Insecta; Hymenoptera; Apidae
Exons: 5
Coding region: 1-684 (227 amino acids)
Biological process (GO): signal transduction
Source: RefSeq, a predicted model, not a curated record